AUGAGCAAGGCUUUGCAACGAGUGCAGCAAUGUCUUGAACGACAGGCGCAGUACUCUGGUUUGAACGCUUUUGUUACCCGCGCCAAUGCUACACAACUAGAGGAUGCAGCUGGUGCCAUAGCCGACAGCCAGUCUGAAGNNGUACGACUUCCGCCUUCACUAUGCAGGGAGACGCUGACGAGAACAGACCCAGCACUUGCCGGGAAAACAAUUGCUAUCAAGGACAACAUCGUCACGAAAGACUACCCAACCACGGCAUCUUCAAAGAUCCUCGACGCAUACAACUCACCAUACAAUGCAACUGUUGUCGACAGACUCGCAUCAGCUCACGCUCUGAUAUGCGGAAAAACCAAUCUGGACGAAUUCGGAAUGGGAUCACAUACUCGACCAGUCUUCACUUCGGCCACACAAAGUCCGUUCAAACGUAACGGACAAGCUCUCUCGGCAGGUGGAAGCAGUGGAGGAAGUGCGGUAGCAGUCGCAACAGGUCAGGCUUGGGCUGCGCUGGGAACAGAUACUGGAGGUUCAGUCAGGCUACCUGCUGCAUAUACUGGUACUGUUGGCUUCAAGCCCAGCUACGGCCGGCUGAGUCGAUGGGGUGUAAUUGCAUAUGCCAAUUCACUGGAUACUGUUGGAACUUUGACUCAGACAGUGGGGCACGCUCGAGACAUCUUCAAUGCGCUGGACGGCUUCGACCAUAUGGAUCCUACGAGCUUACCGAAGUCAGUCCGUGAUAAUAUUGCAAGUCAAACCACCACCUGGUCUGAGAAAAGGAAACUGCGCAUCGGCAUACCGCUAGACUACAACACUGCUUCACUAUCUCGCGAGGUUCGAUCAACCUGGUCUCAGUUAUUGUCAACACUGCAAGAUGCUGGACACUCGCUUCAUCCAGUAUCCCUGCCUUCAACACAUCAAGCACUGUCGGCAUACUACGUCUUGGCUCCUGCAGAGGCAUCCUCUAAUCUUGCCAAAUACGACGGUGUACGCUACGGUAAUCGCACCUCGGGUCCUGAUGCCAACCCGAAAGAAAACCUUCCCUUGUUUGCUGCCACCAGAGGUGAAGGAUUUGGUCCAGAGGUCCAACGCCGUAUCCUUUUAGGAGCUUACACGCUGAGCUCGGAAGCCAUGGACAACUACUUUGUCCAAGCACAGCGAGUGCGCAGACUGGUGCAAAUGGACUUUGAUAAUGUGUUUGCUCUGCAGAAUCCAUUGUUGGAUGCACGGACUGAGCGGUCGAGCGAUGCAACCACUGUUGAUGUUCUGAUCGCGCCGACUGCUCCAACGUUACCUCCAACCUUAGCUGAAGUGAAAAAGCUGAGCCCAGUCGAGAUGUACAUGAAUGAUGUGUUGACAGUACCUGCAAGUUUGGCGGGACUGCCCGCUCUGAGUGUACCUGUCAAGCUACAAGGUGGCGCAACAGAAGCAGGAGAUGUCGAUUCUGUUGGCAUGCAGGUGAUAGGACAAUUUGGUGAUGAUGCGCUAGUCCUUCAAGUGGGUCAAAUUAUUGAGAGCCUACAGACCAGAAAUGCUUAG
Molecule: messenger RNA, 1533 nt
Organism: Aureobasidium uvarum
Lineage: Eukaryota; Fungi; Ascomycota; Dothideomycetes; Dothideales; Saccotheciaceae
Source: the annotation of a GenBank genome assembly